GGCGGCGCGCGGAGUGCUGAGCACGCAUCCCGGCCGCUCCUGCGCGCUCCCGGGCUUGGAGCCCGAGCACGUCCCCGGCGCUAGGGGGCCUGAAGCUCCAGAGCUGGGGUCACUUGAGGCUGCUGGAUCCCCUGCGAUCCUAGGGACCCAGGAAAACACCGGUUGCUGCUUGAAAAGCCUAAUUGGGGAUCGGGAUCGGAUCUGGGCAGCAUCCUGUGGCUGGCAGUUCUUUGGUCUGUGGGCAGAGAGUGAAAAUAGGAAACUGCUCAAAGCCCCCGAGGCUUCUAUGUAGAGCUGCUGCCAUUCACCUAGGAGAGAGUACCAGAGUAUCAGCUGUGAUCGGGAGCAGCUCAGUGGGUUGUGUAAGACACUCACCGCUGUCUGCAUGCAGCAAGAAAGCCCAGCGGAGUUUUAGGCCGUUGCAGACUUCUGUGGUGAGAACUGAAGAAGCCGCAAAGGGUUUGUCUGUUCCAGCCAUUCUGGAGUCACACGGGCCAACAUGGAUGCUAUCAGCCAAUCCCCUGUGGAUGUCCUGCUUCCCAAGCACAUCCUGGAUAUCUGGGCCAUUGUCCUCAUCAUCCUGGCCACCAUUGUCAUCAUGACCUCCUUGUUUCUGUGCCCGGCCACUGCAGUCAUCAUCUAUCGAAUGCGGACUCAUCCGGUUCUCAAUGGGGCUGUCUGAGACCCUUGAAAGUGGGAUGGAUGAUGCGUGCAAUGGUGUCUCACCCUAGCCUGUUCUCAAAAAGACAGCAGCAGACUCAGGGGCUGGACUUGUGCUUUAGUUUUGAUUCUGCAGCUGGCCAACAGCGUAGAUUUGAACAAGAGACCUAAUUUGUUGAGUACCGAGCUUCUUAGCUUUCAGCUAGGGGUCAUGACCCCUGCCCUCCUACCUCACAGGGUUGGGAGAACCACAUGACUUAGUGGAGGUGAAAGCUGCCUGUGUGCAGUGAAGCCACACAGCUGUUGUGUAAUGAGAAGCUUGAAGAACCAAAAAUUCCUGAAGCUGCUGAUGGUAAAGGAGGUGAGCGAGACUGGGAAAGAGUAACACUGGCAAGCAUCCCUCAUGCCAAACCAUGCAAAGCCGUGUACCCCAUCCUCAGCAAAUCACACUUACUUUUUUUUCCAAAGUGAAACUCCUUCCAUUUUGUUCUCAGUUGGGGAGAAGGAGCUAGUAUUAGUAUGUCAGGGGGAGAGAGAUGAGCACACGUUCCAAAAACAUCUCUGUCAGUCCCCACUCUUGUGUAACCUGAAGGAGAGCUUUGCCAUUAUUUCACCGUGCCAGAGGAAUUGGUGAGAUGACCUGCUUUCCGCAUCUCACGGCUCUGCUAGCUUUGACUCUCUAGGAGUGUUCGAAAUGUGGGGUGGCUGAGUUUUUUACCCAGCAUUUCAGCCCCUUUUUGUGCCCCACAGCAGAACACUUCCUUCUGCCUGAGCUUUGUUGUCAUUAACUCCGUGGUUUCGUUAUUAAUCUUUUGUGGCACUGGAGGUAGAACUUUGGGCCUUGUUCAUGCUGUGAAAGCAUUUUGCCACUGAGCUACGGCCCCAACCUUCCAGCUUCUGCAGCCACCUAAAGUACUUGUUAUUUUAAGAGAUUUCCCAGGACUUUUGAACCUGACCUAAAACAACGGUGGUUAUUUUGGAUGCUAUGAUUUAUAUUUAUAUGGAGAUAUUUCUAGAUCAUUAAAGCUCACCCUUUGGUACCCAGGUCAAGGGCAUCCUGGGAUUUAUUGUUAUGUAAGAAGAUAGCAUAGAUGUUAGGAUAGUGUCAAAUGCUGUUCACUUUGAUCUUACUUCACCAAUGUAUGCAUCCAGUUUCCAAUAAAGUACCACACUGAGCA
Molecule: messenger RNA, 1838 nt
Organism: Psammomys obesus (fat sand rat)
Lineage: Eukaryota; Metazoa; Chordata; Mammalia; Rodentia; Muridae
Gene: Smim3
Product: small integral membrane protein 3
Exons: 4
Coding region: 500-682 (60 amino acids)
Source: RefSeq, a predicted model, not a curated record